This is a messenger RNA of Parathielavia appendiculata, 2945 nucleotides long. RefSeq names its product bifunctional acetylglutamate kinase/N-acetyl-gamma-glutamyl-phosphate reductase. Gene Ontology annotation, biological process: L-arginine biosynthetic process. Gene Ontology annotation, molecular function: NADP+ binding; acetylglutamate kinase activity; NAD binding. Lineage: Eukaryota; Fungi; Ascomycota; Sordariomycetes; Sordariales; Chaetomiaceae. The transcript is spliced from 2 exons. Bases 161 to 2797 code for a protein of 878 amino acids. Gene Ontology annotation, cellular component: cytoplasm; mitochondrion; mitochondrial matrix. The record is from RefSeq and is a predicted model, not a curated record.
AACUUGGUGGUCUGCUUCCAAUUGACUCAUUCGGGUCUAAUUGCGAAGUCGCACCAAGUUUCUUGUUCGGCUCCUCGAACGCGCAACCCUUCCUCCGAACUGCACCACCGCCCGACGUGCCUCUCCGAGCUCCUGACAAGGCAAAAGUCAGCCUCUCAACAUGCUCUCCGCCUGUGCUGUCGCCCUUAGGGCAGGCGCCCGCCGCAGCGUCCGCCGGCUGCCCGCCCGAUCCCGCGCCGUUGCCGUCCCCGCCGCCAUUCGCCGUGCAAGGCCAUUCUCGUCCUCUGCAGCCCGGACCACCGACCUCAGCACCCGGGGUAUGAUCGUGCAGACUCUCUCGUCUGUAGGAUCCAAGCGCGAGGUCCAGCAGUACCUCUCCCUGUUCACAUCCGUCUCGUCUCAGCGCUUCGCCGUCAUCAAGGUCGGGGGGGCCAUCUUGACCGACUACGUCGACGAGUUAUGCUCCAGUUUAGCCUUCCUGUAUACCGUCGGCCUCUACCCCGUCAUUGUCCAUGGCGCGGGACCGCAGCUCAACACUCUGCUGGAGAAGGCCGGGAUCGAGCCGCAGUUCGAAGAGGGUAUCCGGGUGACGGACGCAAAGACGCUGCGCGUGGCCCGCGAUUUGUUCUUGCAGGAGAAUCUGAACUUGGUCAACAAGCUGGAAGAGAAGGGCGUGCAUGCUCAGCCCCUGACUACCGGCAUGUUCAGGGCAGAGUACUUGAACAAGGAGAAGUGGGGCUUGGUCGGAAAGAUCACCGGCGUUAAUAAGCAGCCGAUCGAGACGGCCAUCAACAAUGGCUACCUUCCCAUCCUCACCUCCAUGGCCGAGACCGACGAUGGCCAAAUUCUCAAUGUCAACGCCGACGUCGCUGCCGCCGAAUUGGCUCGUGCACUCGAGCCGCUGAAGGUUGUGUACUUGUCGGAGAAGGGUGGUCUGUUCGAUGCUGCGGGCCAGAAAAUUUCGGCUAUCAACCUGGACGAGGAGUACGAGCACCUUAUGUCGCAAUCGUGGGUCAAGUACGGCACCAGGUUAAAGAUCAAGGAGAUCAAGGAGCUGCUGGAUACCCUGCCGCGGGCAACUAGCGUCGCCAUCAUCCACCCCGGGGAGCUCCAGAAGGAGUUGUUUACCGACUCUGGUGCCGGAACUCUCAUUCGCCGUGGCAACAAACUGCUCUCGGCAACCAGUCUGUCUCAGUUCAAAGACAUUGACGCGUUGAAGACUGUGCUGAUCCGCGACCGGGAGGGCCCUGAUGCCAUGGCCACUGUUGACAAGUACCUCGAGUUCCUCAGUGAAAACAACUUCAAGGCAUACUAUGACGGGCCCAUGAACGCUCUCGCCAUUGUUUUGCCCGCCAGCAACGGGCGACAAGCCACUCUUGCUACCCUAACCAUCACCAAGAGUGGGUGGCUGACCAAUGUGGCCGACAACAUCUUCACGGCGCUCCGCAAGGAACAUCCCCAGCUUGUCUGGACCGUGAGGGAGGAUGACGAGAACCUUGGCUGGUUCUUCGACAAAGCUGACGGCAGCGUCACCCGUAACGGCAGUGUGAUGUUCUGGUACGGCAUCGAGAACGGUGAUGAGAUCGUGCAAUUGAUGAAGGACUUCACUCAGAACGGCAGAGCCAUGCUUGGGGAUUCGAAUCUAGAGUCACGCCUGUACCGUGCCGCGACCAACGGCGGUAAGCCUGUCGCUUACCAGGUGCGUGGCUACUCGACGCUCGCCCGCCGCCCUGUCCUCUCAGCACCAGUCUUUGGCCAGACGAACGGGAGGACUUACGUCACUCAAACCAACCCCAAUCCACCGUACGGCAAGAAGAAUGCUUUCAAGUCUAAGCCUGCUAGGGUAGCCCUCAUUGGCGCCCGUGGCUACACCGGGCAGGAGCUGAUUCGUCUCCUUGACUCCCACCCCAACAUGGACCUUUGUCACGUUUCGUCCCGCGAGCUCGCGGGCACAAAGCUGCAAGGGUACAACAAGCGGGAUGUCAUCUAUGAGAACCUCAGCCCGGAAGAUGUUCGCGACAUGGAGAGGCGAGGCGAUAUUGACUGCUGGGUUAUGGCGCUGCCCAAUGGCGUGUGCAAGCCUUUCGUCGAAGCUGUCUAUGAGGGCCGCAAGGACUCAAACCACAAGAGUGUCAUUGUUGACCUCUCGGCCGACUACCGUUUCGACAACACUUGGACUUACGGGCUUCCCGAGCUCGUGACCAGGGCCAACAUCGCGCAAGCCACGCAGAUCGCCAACCCGGGCUGCUAUGCUACUGCCGCGCAGCUCGGCAUUGCUCCCCUUGUCCCCCACCUUGGCGGCAUGCCCCACGUCUUUGGUGUCUCCGGCUACUCUGGUGCUGGCACCAAACCCUCUCCCAAGAACGAUGUCGGCCUGCUUACCGACAACAUAAUCCCGUACAGUUUGACGGGCCACAUCCAUGAGCGCGAGGUCAGCACUCAGCUCGGCGCCGAAAUCGCCUUUGUCCCGCACGUCGCCGUCUGGUUUCGUGGCAUCCACCACACCAUUUCGAUCCCGCUCAACAAGACCAUGACGUCGCGGGAUGUUCGCCAGAUCUACCAGGACCGGUACGCCGGCGAGAAGCUGGUCAAGGUCGUCGGUGAGGCGCCGCUGGUGAAGAACAUCAGCGGCAAGCAUGGUGUUGAGAUUGGUGGGUUCGAGGUUGACAAGAGCGGGAAGCGCGUCGUGGUGUGCGCUACUAUUGAUAACCUGCUCAAGGGUGCCGCUACCCAAUGCCUGCAGAACAUGAACCUCGCCCUUGGCUAUGCGGAGUAUGAGGGCAUCCCUGUUAUGUAAAACGGACCUAACAUCGCCGUGUUUCGACCGUACAUAUUCCUUCUCUUGAGGGGUCUGCUUUAAAAAGCCGUAUGGGGUUGGGGUUCUCGUUUACCAUUUCGGAUGUCAUCAACAACUCGUUAGCGGACUCUAUUUUCUGUCCAUAUGG